AAUAGGAGGGGGCGAGGUGGGAAAAAGGCUCUCCCUCCGCGUUCCCACCCCCCUGAAAAAGUAAACCAACCAAACUCGGCACCACCGUCGCCGCCGCCGUCGUCGCCUCGCCUCGCCUCCUCCUCCCUCCCUCCCUCGAUUCCCAAACCAACCUCCCCGCCACCGAACGGAGCAACCAACCACCACCACCCCAUCUCCGCCGCCGCCGGUGAGGUCGCCGGGGGAACGACGCGCGCCCGCACGCACGCCCGACCGCCGGAUCUUGGGAAGGCGGGGGAGGACAUGUCGCAGGCGUCGCUGUCGCCGUCGUCGUCGGGGGACGAGGAGGAGGAGGACGAGGGCGUCGAAGGGUACCGCAAGGGCGGGUACCACGCCGUCCGCCCCGGGGACCAGUUCGCCGCCGGCCGCUACGUCGCCCAGCGGAAGCUCGGGUGGGGGAACUUCUCCACCGUCUGGCUCGCCUUCGACGUCCACACCCAGAAAUUUGUGGCUCUUAAGAUCCAGAAGAGUGCACCAGAGUUUGCGCAAGCUGCUUUUCAUGAAAUUGAGUUCCUUUCUGAGAUCACCAAGAGAGAUCCAUCAAACUGUAAAUGCAUUAUCCAGCUGAUAGAUCAUUUUAAGCACGCUGGGCCAAAUGGGCAACAUAUUUGCCUCGUUUUUGAAUUCCUUGGAGAUAGCUUACUUAAGCUAGUACAAUACAACCGUUACAACGGCAUUGGAUUUGGACCGGUGAGGGAAAUAUGCAGAUCAAUUUUGAUAGGUCUUGAUUACUUGCAUAGAGAGCUUGGGAUCAUCCAUUCAGAUUUAAAGCUUGAGAAUAUUCUUCUUAUCUCAACAAUUGAUCCCUCAAAGGACCCUAUACGCUCUGGACUUAAACCUAAUCUUGAGAGGCCUGAAGGGAAUCCUAAUGGAGAAGUUAUGCUUAACCCGAUUGAGAAGAAAUUGAAGAUGAGAGCGAGGAGGGUGCUCGCAAAGCUUGCUGAGAAAAAGAAAUCAGCUGCAGAAUAUGCACGUGCAGAAAGGAGCUUGGAUGGGAUUGAUAUGACAUGCAAGAUUGUGGACUUUGGAAACGCUUGUUGGGCUGACAAGCAAUUUACAGAUUUUAUUCAGACAAGGCAGUACCGGGCACCAGAGGUCAUUCUAGGUUCAGGAUAUUCAUUUCCUGUUGACAUGUGGUCAUUUGCGUGUAUUGCUUUUGAGCUUGCAACAGGGGAAAUGCUAUUUACACCCAAGGAAGGGCAGGGGUAUAGUGAAGAUGAGGAUCACUUGGCUUUGAUGAUGGAAAUCCUUGGGAAGAUACCAAAAAAGAUUGCUACCAUGGGAACAAAAUCAAAGGAGUAUUUUGACCGUCAUGGAGAUCUGAAGCGGAUAAGAAGAUUGAAGUUCUCAUCUAUUGAACGUGUCCUAGUUGACAAAUACAAAAUUUCUGAAUCCGAUGCACGGGAAUUUGCCGAGUUUCUUUGCCCUUUGUUUGAUUUUGCCCCAGAGAAGCGUCCAACAGCUGCACAGUGCCUACAACACAAAUGGCUUCAAUAUAGUGAUGGCAAGAACUAUGGGACUCUCAACAUUAGUGAUGUCAAAAAUGCUAGUGUUACAUGCAGCCCUGGAACGACUGCCAGCAGUGAUUCUAAGAGCAUUGAUGUAACACGCAACAUUGGAGACAAGCCUGACAGUUAUGCCGAGAGAGCUGAUGCAAAGUGCAAUACUAGCAAAAAAAGCAUCAUCAACAGUAAUUCUGAGAAUUCUAAUGUACAACCCAAUACUGCAAGUGUUGGCAAUAGAAAUUCCAAAAUUGAUGAUGUAAAUUCUAAUACUGGGAGCAUCACUAACAAGGAUUCCAAAAACACUGUUAUAAAGCCCAGUAUUGGAAGCUUCGUGAACAGAAAUGCUGAAACAGUUGAUGUAAAACCCAACAUUGGCAGCAUAACCAGCAGAGGUGACAGUAGUAGUGACACCAAGAGCAACAUUGGAAGCGUUGCCAGUAAAGAUGCCAAAACUAUUGAUGCAAAACCCAGCACCAGCAGCAUCACCAGCCAGGAUAGUAAGAUUGGUGACGGAAGGAGCAACAUUGAUGGCAUUGCCAACAGAGAUGCCAAGACCGCUGAUGUGAAGCAUAACAUUCGAAGCGUUGUUAACACUUAUUUGAGGAAUUUUGAUGUGAAGCACAACACUGGAAACAUUGUUGAUGGUGGUGUCAAGCACUCAGAUUUGAAACCAGGCACUGUAAGUGCUGCCAAUGUCGAUUCCAAGAGUAUAAGUGCAAAGCCCAGCACUGGAAGUUUUGAGAACAGUGAUGCCAAGAGUAUUAGUGCAAAGACCAGCACUGGAAGUUUUGACAACAGUGAUGCCAGAAAUAUUAUGAAGGCAAACACUGGAAUUGUUGCUAACAAUGAUAUCAAGGAUACUGAUGUACAGACUAAUACCGAAAGUGUUACCAGCGGCGACGACCUAAACGACAUUGAUAGAAAGCCAAACAUUGGACGUGUUGCUGCAAGUAUACAGAGGCUGGAGAGCAGCAUAGGCAAAGUGCAAAGUGGAAAAUAUCGGUGAGAAAAAUAAUCCAUGCUAGUGCUGAUCCAGUUACCUAUUUUGAUCGGCUUGGAUCUGUUUUCUUUUUGUGGAGAGGCAUAUUCAAUUUCAUUAGAUUUGUGUCAUUGAUUUGAUUGCUGAGGUUAAUAACUACCCUUUGUGAUGGAGCCAAUCUUCAAGAUUUGAGGAUUUGGCAAAAGCACCAGCUGAUGCUUUUUACAUAUCUUAUAUGUUCCUGCUAACUGUAAAAAAGUUUUGUAUUUGCACACAGAAUACACAUGGAGGUACAUAUUUCUUAUUUACCUUUGUUAAUGUUCACAGAUUUUAUUGACAUUCAAGGUACAUAAACAUUCUUUUGGGCUUGA
Molecule: messenger RNA, 2894 nt
Organism: Oryza sativa Japonica Group (Japanese rice)
Lineage: Eukaryota; Viridiplantae; Streptophyta; Magnoliopsida; Poales; Poaceae
Biological process (GO): peptidyl-serine phosphorylation; regulation of mRNA processing; spliceosomal complex assembly
Molecular function (GO): ATP binding; protein serine/threonine kinase activity
Source: RefSeq, a predicted model, not a curated record